Molecule: messenger RNA, 264 nt
Organism: Dicrocoelium dendriticum
Lineage: Eukaryota; Metazoa; Platyhelminthes; Trematoda; Plagiorchiida; Dicrocoeliidae
Source: the annotation of a GenBank genome assembly
AUGGCGGCGCAGAAUCACAGUGUGAAACGUGAGGAGGUGAGAGUUCCCCGGAAUUUUUAUCUCUUGGAGGAACUUGAAGAUGGUCAGAAGGGUUCUCGUGAACCUACUGUUAGUUGGGGCUUGGAGGACCACGAGGAUUCCACCCUGGUCAGGUGGAAUGGUACUAUUGUUGGACCCAGUCGGACUCCUUACGAGAGCCAAAUAUAUCAUUUAAGAAUCGAGUGUGGUCCCAAGUAUCCCGAUUCACCUCCAACUGUUUGGUGA